AUGUUGCUGAGCUUUUUAACCUCCUCGUAUCCAGUGGAUCGGCAUUACUUUUUGGUGCCCAAAUUUUCCUGGAAGUGGAUCGGGUUCUAUCCGGAGACCGAACGAACUUGGUCUGUUCGUCUGUGGAGCUUUUUCAAUUUUUUCGUUCUGGCCUAUGGCUGCUAUGCUGAGGCCAGUUACGGCAUCCAUUAUUUGUCGAUAGAUGUUGCAACUGCAUUGGACGCACUGUGUCCGGUUGCUUCGAGUAUUGUGUCGCUUUUGAAGAUGGUUUGCCUUUGGUGGUAUAUGGACGACUUCAAGUUUCUAAUUCAGCGCAUUCGCCAUCUCAGUGAGCAGGAAGGAUCGCCCAAAAAGCUUCAGUAUAAGAAGAAAUACUACACGUUGGCCACACAGCUCGCCUCAAUAGUGUUUUUCUUUGGAUUCUGGACUAGUAUGUCAUAUUCGAUACGGAAUCUUUGGGUUAAUUUGCACCGGCUUCAAAACGACUUGGACUGGAUAUAUGAGACGCCCUUCUUAAUGAGGCUACCUGCACCGAUGUUGCGUCUCCCCCUCUACCCCAUUUCCUAUACCCUUGUUCAAUGGCACGGUAACAUUACUGUAUGUUGUUUUGCGGGUGCUGAUGGUUUAUUUGUGGGCUUCUGCAUCUAUUUAAGCGUGUUGAUUAAAUCGCUGCGCGACGAUGUGUGUGAAACACUAGCCGUGAAAAGUGACUCGCCACCUACUCUACAGGAGGAGUUACAAGUUGUCAGGAAGCUGGAACAGCUUAUAGAUCGGCACAACGAGUUGGCAGAAUUGACGGCACUUUUAUCUCGCGUCCUAGCUGUGAUUACCUUGGGACACUUUGUCACCUCCAGCUUGAUUAUAUGCGCAAGUGUCUUGGGGAUAUUGCUGUUCUCUGGGACGUUAGUUGGGACGUUAGCCUAUGUCGUGUAUUGUAUUUGCGUGAGCGCAGAAAUCUUUUUAUAUUGUCUAGGCGGCAACUUCUUCGUGGAAGGGUGUUCGGAAUUGGCGCGAGAUGUGUUCGAUAGUGCUUGGUAUGCACAUAGUAUCCGCGUUCAGAAAAUGACGCUGUUGAUCAUUUUGAGAGCUCAGCGACAGCUUCAAAUCCAAAUACCCUUUUUCUCGCCCUCUCUAGAGACCCUGACGUCGAUUCUACGCUUUACAGGCUCUUUACUGACCCUAUUUGUAUCCGUUUUAUAA
This is a messenger RNA of Scaptodrosophila lebanonensis, 1200 nucleotides long. Its product is annotated as odorant receptor 24a-like. The coding region runs from base 1 to 1200 and encodes 399 amino acids. Gene Ontology annotation, cellular component: plasma membrane. NCBI's taxonomy places the organism in Eukaryota, Metazoa, Arthropoda, Insecta, Diptera, Drosophilidae. Gene Ontology annotation, molecular function: odorant binding; olfactory receptor activity. The record is from RefSeq and is a predicted model, not a curated record. The transcript is spliced from 5 exons. Gene Ontology annotation, biological process: detection of chemical stimulus involved in sensory perception of smell; sensory perception of smell.